Alternaria novae-zelandiae is the source of this 786-nucleotide messenger RNA. RefSeq lists its product as uncharacterized. The record is from RefSeq and is a predicted model, not a curated record. Lineage: Eukaryota; Fungi; Ascomycota; Dothideomycetes; Pleosporales; Pleosporaceae. The transcript is spliced from 2 exons. Bases 1 to 786 code for a protein of 261 amino acids.
AUGGCCGCCAUGGAAAUGCACUCAUUGGGCGCGCGCUCACUAAACCACGCGUCCGCCGAUACAGAAGCCGAGUACGACCGUCUCCGCGACCUCGCGCGCCAAGAAGCCGCAAAACGCUCCUCCUGCUUCGACAAAGCCCACCAAGCGUACGAAUCCGGCGAUGGAGCGCGCGCCCACGAGCUUUCUGAAGAAGGCAAAGCCCACGCCGCGAAGAUGGACCAAUACAACCGUCAAGCGCGCGACUACAUCUUCCGGGAGAACAACGCCGAGGGCAGAGUCGCAGGCGACACCAUCGAUCUCCACGGCUUGUUCGUCGAAGAGGCCGAGGAUGUUCUGGAAGAGAGGAUCAGAGUUGCGAGACAGAGAGGAGAAGGCCAUCUACACGUUAUUGUGGGCAAGGGCAACCACAGCAGGAACCAUGUCCAGAAGAUCAAGCCGCGAGUCGAGCAGGUGUGCCGUGAAUUGGGAUUGCAGUAUCGCACUGAGGAGAACGAGGGUAGGAUCUUUGUGAAUCUGCAGGGUGGUGAUGUGCAUGAGAUGCCGCCGCCUCCUCAGGCUCCGAGCUAUGGAGGAUAUCCUGGACAACAUGGCGGACAACAUGGUGGUCAGCACGGUGGUCAACAUGGCGGCCAGCAACAUGGAGGUCACCAGCAGCAUGGUGGUCAACAACAUGGUGGCCAGCAGCAUCAUGGACAACAGCAGGGUCAGAACGAUGAGAUUGAGCAGAUGGCCAAGAAGGGCUUGUCUAGGUUGCUCAAGAAGCUUGGGUGCUGUACGGUUAUGUAA